Messenger RNA from Polyodon spathula (Mississippi paddlefish), 3486 nucleotides. It is a transcript of the gene epas1b, whose product is annotated as endothelial PAS domain protein 1b. The transcript is spliced from 16 exons. Gene Ontology annotation, biological process: regulation of transcription by RNA polymerase II; cellular response to hypoxia. The coding region runs from base 344 to 2905 and encodes 853 amino acids. The record is from RefSeq and is a predicted model, not a curated record. Lineage: Eukaryota; Metazoa; Chordata; Actinopteri; Acipenseriformes; Polyodontidae. Gene Ontology annotation, molecular function: DNA-binding transcription factor activity, RNA polymerase II-specific; RNA polymerase II transcription regulatory region sequence-specific DNA binding; protein dimerization activity.
GGAACUUUCCCAGACACGGCAGAAGCAGCAAACGUAACUUUAAAAGGGUGCUGGGAAGAAAAACUUUACCGCAACUUUUAUCCGUGAGGUUUCUUUUAAGGACGUGCGGCUGUGCAAUCCUCGGCAGUGUUCUGAGACUGUAUAGCCGACUCUGACGAAGAGUUUACUGCAACUGCAUAACGACUCGGACUGUUGCGUGUGAACUAACAAACGAACCAACAAAAAACACUUCACUUUUUGUUGUUGUUAUUUUUACUUUAUAGAUUUUUUUUAACCACCGCUGGAAGAAAAACAUACUUUUAGCCUUUAUUUAAAAAACAAAAAACAACAACAAAAAAAAAACAUGACAGCUGAUAAAGAAAAGAAAAGGAGCAGCUCGGAGAGGAGGAAGGAGAAGUCCAGAGACGCCGCUCGAUGUCGCAGAAGCAAGGAGACUGAGGUUUUCUAUGAGCUCUCCCACCAGCUCCCCCUGCCCCACAGCGUGAGCUCACACCUGGACAAGGCCUCCAUCAUGCGCCUGGCCAUCAGCUUCCUGAGAACUCGCAAGCUUGUGAACUCCACUUGGCCAGACAAUGAAAGCGAGAGCGACAAGCAGAUGGACGGCCUGUACCUGAAGGCUCUGGAGGGAUUUAUUGCUGUGGUGACACAGGAUGGGGACAUGAUCUUCCUUUCUGAGAACAUCAGCAGCAUCAUGGGCCUGACGCAGGUGGAGCUCACUGGCCACAGCAUCUUCGACUUCACCCAUCCAUGUGAUCACGAGGAAAUGAGAGAAAACCUGAGCUUGAGAAACGGCUUUGCCAAGAAGAAUAAAGACUUAAACACAGAGCUUGACUUCUUCAUGAGAAUGAAGUGCACAGUUACAAACAGAGGCCGGACUGUCAACCUCAAAUCAGCCAGCUGGAAGGUCCUGCACUGCACUGGACAAGUCAAAGUCUACAACAGUCACCCUCCCCACACGCUAUGUGGGUUCAAAGAGCCCCCUCUGACCUGUGUGGUCAUGAUGUGUGAGCCCAUCCCUCACCCCUCCAACAUAGACAUGCCUCUGGACAGCAAGACGUUCCUGAGUCGCCACAGCAUGGACAUGAAGUUCACUUACUGUGAUGAGAGAGUCACAGAGCUGAUGGGGUACUGGCCUGAGGAGCUUUUGGGACGCUCUGUGUAUGAGUUCUACCAUGCACUGGACUCGGACAGCAUGACCAAGAGCCACCAGAACUUGUGCACCAAGGGUCAGGCAGUGAGCAGUCAGUACCGGAUGCUUGCAAAGCACGGGGGGUACGUUUGGCUGGAGACCCAGGGCACUGUCAUCUACAACACCCGCAACUCCCAGCCGCAGUGCAUCGUGUGCGUCAACUUCGUGCUGAGCGACAUCGAGGAGAACUCUGUGAUCUUCUCCUUGGACCAGACAGAGUCACUGCUCAAGCCACAUGUCCUGAGCAUGAGCAGCUUCUUCAACAGCGGGGUGCCAGUGUCCGACACCAGCGAGCAGCUCUUCACCAGUCUGAAGGAGGAGCCCGAGGAGCUGGCACAGCUGGCACCCACGCCCGGUGACACCAUCGUCUCCCUGGACUUCGGAGGGCCUCCAUUUGAGGACGCUCCCCUUUACAAGACCAUCAUACCUCCCCCAAACAAGCCCUGGGCCAUGGAGGAGAGGAAUCCGUGCAGCCAGCCCGAAGGGAAGAGCCUGGCUACCUUCUCUGCGCUGCAGGGCUCCCCGGCCAGGACCCCCCUGAGCGCCAGCAGCACCAGCAGCUGCUCUACACCAAGCAGUCCCGGAGACUAUUACAGCUCAAUGGAUAAUGAUCUCAAGGUUGAACGGACUGAGAAGCUCUUUGCAAUGGAGACUGCAGCAAAGGCCCAAUGCACUACUGAGCUGGAGCUCAACGACCUGGACCUGGAGACCCUGGCUCCAUACAUUCCCAUGGAUGGAGAAGACUUCCAGCUGAACCCCAUAUGUCAGGAGGAGCCACCCCUGUCUGAAAACAGUGCCAACAGCAGCUCCCACCACAGCUUCAGCACCGUCGCCAGCCUGUUCCAGCCACUAGCCUUGCCCCUGCACAGCCACGUGCAGUCUGAGAACUUCUGCGCUCCCAUGCAGCCGUCUACGGAGAAGAGGAAUCCCAGCCCUGCUGCCCCAGGCCCCCAUACACCCCUGACCUACACGGGUACCACCUUGGUGCCCCCCUACCACACCCACACCAGCACUCCACUGUCUUCCAUGGGGGGCAUACAGAAUGUUCAGUGGCCACCCGAUCCUCCGUUUAAUUAUCCACCCACCAAAUGGAGCAUGAUGGACCAGCUUCCAGCGUGCCAGUCCCAUUCGAUGUCUCUUUAUAACCAAAGGUCCCGGGAUAACUUUUUCCAACAAGGCAAAGAUGUGACCCCAGCCAGGACUGCUCUCGCCAGCCAUUACAAGCGCAAGAGACAGACAGAGUACAGAGAUCAACCACUGCUUCAGCAGCUUCUCAUGCAGGAGGACCCAUCCCAGAGCAAGUCCCCGGAGAUGAUGUGGAAAAGAAUGAAAGCCCUGAAAGCGGACAGCUGCUCCUUCAUGGAGAAGAAAUCACUCAGCAUGAGUGCUCUUCAAGACAAGUUCAACACUGGACAUGGCUGUCUGGAUCAAGCUAUCAAUCAGCUUCAGCAGGAGAAGCCGCAGUGCUCUGGAAACAAUGGUGAAAAUCAAAGAGCGACAUUUCCACAACAGUUCUACGGCUCCAACUAUCGGGAGUUCAAUAUGCUGCCUGCCCCAAAAAUGGGAAUGGCGAGUCGCCUGCUGGGCCCAUCAUUUGAGACCUACUCCCUGCCGGAAUUGACCAGAUAUGACUGUGAGGUUAAUGUUCCAGUCCUCAGCAACCUGAACCUGCUGCAAGGAGGUGACUUGCUGCGUGCACUCGACCAAGCCAGCUAAACCUCCCGCAAUAACCGCUAGCCUACAGCAUACCAGCAGCUUGGUUUAUAUAUAUAUAUAUAUAUAUAUAUAUAAUCUCAAGUAGAUUAUUUCUAAUAUUGAUAUAAAGACAUUUUACUUAGAUUAAAAAGCAUUCUAUAUUUGUUUGAUCUACUGUGACAUUUUCUCUAUUUUAAUAAAUGUUUUUCUUCUUCUCCUAAAGAAUUCUUUCACUUCCUUCUCAUUUCUCCUUCACUUUCUCACAAACUCUUACUCAAUUCCCACUGAAAUAACAUUUAAGCAAUAUUGUAUUUAUUUUUUUGUAUUUGUAUUCUUCAGAAUACAUAAUGAAGUUACUUCCAUGAACUGCAGUGGUAAUUACAUUUCCUGCAAAAGGAAAAUACGCAGUACAGACAAAAAAACAGACCUUUUCUAGCUUAUUUUUUUUCAGUCCUUCAUUAUGGUUUUAGUUCCAGAAUGUAACUUACCUUCUCUUCCACUAUACACUCUCUGUUUCCAUCUAACUAUCACCACUGAGACAGCAAACCCACACAAGGACAUUAAGAAGGUUGCAAACUGUUGCUUUUCUCAAACAGUGUCAU